Messenger RNA from Panicum virgatum (switchgrass), 351 nucleotides. RefSeq lists its product as uncharacterized. Lineage: Eukaryota; Viridiplantae; Streptophyta; Magnoliopsida; Poales; Poaceae. The record is from RefSeq and is a predicted model, not a curated record. The coding region runs from base 1 to 351 and encodes 116 amino acids. The transcript has 4 exons.
AUGAUCAAGGAAAACAUACUUGGUAAUGGAUUUCACGAAGUUGGGGAAGCGGGAGUCCAGCUUCUCGGCCAGCUCCUGGGCCUUCGUGAUGGCGUGCCUCCGCUCCUCGUCGGUCGCGGACCCCCGGUCCGGCAGGUCCUUCCUCCCCAAGCGACGAGGAACAGCAAGGCCAUUGGCCAAGCAACCGGGACCCACCGGCUUGGCGGCGGCCUCUCUGACGGCGGCGGAGAGGUGGUGGAGCAGGAGCUCCUCGAGCUUGCGCUUGUUCGCCUCCACCUGCCUCCGUCUCUGCUUCUCGUACACCACCGCCUCCGCCAUCUCCGUCUGCUGUGCCUUCCGCACUCUGUCUAG